Messenger RNA from Solanum lycopersicum (tomato), 3622 nucleotides. RefSeq lists its product as uncharacterized. Gene Ontology annotation, cellular component: Golgi apparatus; endoplasmic reticulum. NCBI's taxonomy places the organism in Eukaryota, Viridiplantae, Streptophyta, Magnoliopsida, Solanales, Solanaceae. The record is from RefSeq and is a predicted model, not a curated record.
CCGAAAAAUUCCUUAGCAGACCAACCCUAGUUGGUCCACAGGUUAGAAACUCGGAGGAAUAUGGGUGUGUCCAUGUACCCUUUUCUCACUUAAAUAUUAGGUUACUUUUCAGUGGUAUGAUUCGAGCUUGUGACGUGCGUUCUAUUCACACAUUGAACUUUAUUUAAUGAUUGUUGUUGCGAUUUCUAGCGUAGAGCCUGUGGUCAAUGAGGCUCUCACCUCAAUGUCUUGUUGCUUGCACUUAAGUGCAGCUUAGGCGAAUUGAAGCAAUCAAUAUAUGCAGCAGUGAACUUAAGGGCCUAAGCAGUUAAAGCAAGCUUUUAACAGCACUGGCUGCAGAAGCAACAAUAAGGUUUUGUGCAUGUGCGCGAGCGUGUUUUCUUUACAUGGAACAUAAGAAAGAACUUUUUUUGACAUGAGCUGAAUAUUCAUUACACACCAAAAAUACCCUAAAUAUUUAGUGACAUCUAUAUGCCAUUUUUCUGUAAUAGCAUGCCAUUAAAGGAAAAAUGAGAAUGGUAAGAUAAGGAGUUCAUAAAUAUAGAAAAACCAGUCUUUGGAAAAGAUUAAAAAGGAAAGAGUGUCGUAUGAAAGAAAAUGGAGGGGGUACCUGCAUCGUGAUCGUUCUCAUAUCUGCAAGAGAAGAUUUACUUGCAAUUGCUCCUUAACUCUGGAUUGGUCUUUUACCAAAUGAUACCACAGAUUCAUAACUUCUUAGAUAGAAAUACAUUUCUCAACCAGACUACAAUCAAUGGGAUGGGGAAACAUCUACAAGAGGCGUGUGAAAGUUUUUGCUGUAGCUCUUAUCAUUUACUUUGAUUACAAGGCUUUACAGCAGCGAGAAAAAUGGGCAAACAAGUUAAAGAUAGCUUCUCUAUGGGAGAAAGCUCAUGAACGCAAUGCUAAGCGUGUUCUUAAUUUAAUAGUAGAUCUAGAAGGUUUGUGGGUGAAACUUGGACAGUACCUAUCCACACGUGCUGAUGUACUGCCAGAGGCUUAUACACGCCUUUUGAAGCAAUUACAGGACUCUCUUCCUCCCCGCUCUUUAAAAGAGGUAUGCAAAACCAUAGAAAAAGAGCUGGGGAAGACCAUGGAUGAUCUAUUCUUGUAUUUUGACAAAGUUCCUCUGGCAACUGCCUCAAUAGCUCAAGUUCAUCGUGCAACUUUGAGUGAUGGCCAGGAAGUUGUUGUCAAAGUUCAGCAUGAUGGCAUAAAAGCAGUUAUACUGGAGGACCUGAAAAAUGCCAAGUCAAUAGUUGAUUGGAUAGCAUGGGCAGAACCACAAUAUAAUUUCCACCCCAUGAUAGAUGAAUGGUGCAACGAAUCACCUAAAGAACUAGAUUUCAAUCAUGAGGCUGAGAACACCCGAAAGGUCUCAAGAAAUCUCCAUUGUAACAAAAGAUGUGAUGAUAGUAACCCUGCUAAUCAUGUGGAUGUACUAAUUCCUGAAGUCAUUCAAUCUACUGAAAAGGUGCUCGUACUUGAGUAUAUGGACGGUGUUCGUUUGAAUGAUGCCGAAUCACUUCAAGCCUUGGGAGUAGAUAAGCAAAAACUUGUCGAAGAAAUUACACGUGCAUAUGCACACCAAAUUUAUGUUGAUGGAUUUUUUAAUGGAGACCCUCAUCCAGGAAAUUUUCUGGUGAGCAAGGAACCACCACAUCGCCCAAUUUUGUUGGAUUUUGGACUCACAAAGCUACUUUCAAGCUCCUUGAAACAAGCUCUUGCGAAGAUGUUUCUGGCAGCUGCCGAGGGGGACCAUGUAGCACUUUUGGCUGCAUUUGCAGAGAUGGGACUCAAGUUUCGCCUUGACGUACCGGAACAGGCUAUGGAGGUUACUUCUGUGUUCUUCCGUUCUUCCACGCCUGCAAAUGAAGCUCUUGAAAGUAUGAAAAUGUUAUCUGAGCAAAGGUUAAAAAAUAUCAAGGUUAUACAAGAAAAGAUGAAACUCAAUGAGAAGGAAGUGAAACGCUUUAAUCCUGUUGAUGCUUUUCCUAGUGAUAUUGUUAUAUUCGGGAGGGUUCUUAAUCUUCUUAGAGGGCUUUCUGCAACAAUGAAUGUGCGCAUAGUUUAUAUAGAAAUCAUGCGGCCUUUUGCUGAAUCUGUGCUCCAAUGCAACUUAAAUAGAGAGCCAGCUUUGAAUCCACGAUGGAUCUAUGACACCCCAAUUCAUUCUGAUGUUGAAGCCAAACUAAGGCAACUUUUGGUUGAGCUUGGGAAUGCUGAGAAAAUACUUGGAAUCCAGGUAUGUGCCUACAAAGAUGGAGAAGUGAUCAUUGAUACUGCUGCUGGGGUACUUGGAAAAUAUGAUCCUCGACCAGUCCAACCUGAUAGCUUAUUCUCUGUUUUUUCAGCAACAAAGGGAAUAUGUGCUGGACUGGUGCACUGGCUGGUUGAUAAUGGAAAGCUGAAGCUUGAGGACAAUAUUGCGAAUAUAUGGCCUGAAUUUGGAUCAAAUGGAAAAGACCAAAUAAAGGUUCAUCAUGUUCUUAAUCAUACCUCUGGCUUACAUAGUGCCAUGAGUGAUAUAAACCAAGAAGACCCUUUUUUGAUGACCGAUUGGGAUGAAUGUUUGAAGCGAAUUGCCAUGUCUGCUCCAGAAACUGCACCAGGUCGUGAGCAGCUGUACCAUUAUUUGUCUUUUGGCUGGUUAUGUGGAGGCAUUAUUGAGAGAGCAUCAGGAAGACGAUUUCAAGAACUCCUAGAAGAAGUUUUUGUUCGCCCUUUAAAGAUUGAUGGCGAGCUCUAUGUUGGAAUUCCUCCAGGUGUGGAAUCGCGACUUGCAACACUUACAAUAGACAUGAGUGAUCUCACCAAGUUGUCAAAUGUCGGCAACCGUUCAGAUCUUCCAACCACCUUCCAGCCACAGCAGAUGGCUCAACUUGCAACUACUUUACCUGCAAUAUUUAACUCACUCUAUGCUCGCCGUGCUAUUAUACCUGCUGCGAAUGGCCAUUGCUCAGCUCGUGCCUUAGCCCGCUACUACGCUGCACUUGCUGAGGGUGGGAAAGUUCCUCCACCACAUCAUUCUUCCAUGCCAACCUUAGGAAGUCACCCGCACAUUCCAAAGUUCCCUUCUCAGCAGACUGUAAAGAAGCAAAAAUCUCAAAAGAAAACUGGUUUAGAUGAUCAAGGUCCUGGACAGACUCAAAGUAGCAAUUUAUCCACUCAGAUUAGUUCUGGACAUCAUGACAAAGGUAAUGUUUACAUCCAGAUUCCCAGCGACAAUAGAUGCAGUAUUGAUGAUUCAUCAAGUGAUAACCGGACUAUCAAACUCUUCCAUAACCCAAAAGUUCAUGAUGCUUUCAUGGGUGUUGGAGAAUAUGAAAACUUGACCUAUCCCAAUGGGAUGUUUGGGCUUGGAUUUAAAAGGAGUUACUCAACAAAUGAGGAACUUAUUGGCUUUGGGCAUUCAGGUAUUGGUGGAUCCACUGGUCUUUGCAACAUUGAGCAUAAGUUUGCAAUGGCAGUAACUCUCAAUAAGAUGUCAUUUGGAACUGUGACCGCGAAAAUAAUACACUUGAUAUGUUCUGAGCUUAACAUUCCAGUGCCACAAGAAAUCUCCAGACUUGUUGAGACUGGAUCUACUAGUCAGUUGGGAAUAGGUAAACCACUGAUUAACUGA